AUGUCCACUCCUUAUACACCAGCUCCACAGAUCUUCAACCUAUUCAAAGUUCUAGCUGUUUCUUUGGCUCUGAUAGCUGCUGUUGAGUACUUUAAAUAUGGUACAAGAAUUAAUUACGAAUGGUUUCAUUGUACACCUGUAAUGGAGAGAGUGGGUGGUCCCGACAGCUCUGUUUUAAAGAUUUGGGCUAGAGGUGGUCCAAGUUGUGACAAGAGAGGGGAAUACAAGACUAUCUUGAAGAGAAUUUCAAGAGAUUACGAACCUAACGAUGAGCAUCUAUCAUUCUGCAUAAAGGAAAAUAUGUCCGUGGAUCCGGUUCAUUACCCAAUACACGAAGACAAAGGUGAGCCAGGCUACAUCGCCUAUGUUGGCUACGACUCAGACAAGAGAACCGUGGAUGAAUUGUGUGAAGGUACCACCGUGUUCCACUUCUAA
Nakaseomyces glabratus is the source of this 435-nucleotide messenger RNA. RefSeq names its product sphingosine N-acyltransferase subunit LIP1 (gene LIP1). The record is from RefSeq and is a predicted model, not a curated record. Lineage: Eukaryota; Fungi; Ascomycota; Saccharomycetes; Saccharomycetales; Saccharomycetaceae.